CCUGCGGAGCUGGUGGUGGAGGCGCGUGGCAGAGGUGUGCGAGAGUGGGAGCUCCAGGAUGGCAAAACAUAAGAGAAAAGGUCUCGAAGGGACAGGAAAGGAGAGUAAAAAGCAGAAGAUAACACCGGCAGAGGAGACGCCGAGGGCAUCUGAAGCUAGGCCAGGCAAGGAGGUGGCCAGCCCCACGGUGCAGGAGCCCAUCCCCGAGUUGUCCCCAGAGGAGAGGAGGGUCUUGGAAAGGAAACUGAAGAAGGAACGGAAGAAGGAAGAGAAGAAACGGCUGAGGGAGGCGGGCAUUGCCGCAGCACAGAUUGCCAGGGUUCAGACCCUGCCAGCCAAGCCCUCAGCUGCUGUUCUGGCCCUGGAGUACCUCCAAGGGUGGGCUCAGAAGCAGGAGAGCUGGAGAUUCCAGAAGACGAGGCAGACGUGGCUCUUGCUCCACAUGUACGACGAGGACAAGGUCCCCGAUGAGCACUUUUCUACCCUGCUGGACUACCUCGAGGGGCUGAAGGGCAGCGCCCGAGAGCUGACAGUCCAGAAGGCCGAGGCCCUGAUGCAGAAGCUAGAUGAGGCUGACCCCGAGGCCAGAGACAGGUCACUGGGGAAGAUGCAGCGCCUCCGGCAGGUUCUACAACUACUCUCCUAAUGGGAAGAGGUGGCCUUGGGCCCUGAGGACUCACUGGCUGCCUCCUCCCAGAGCUGUGGGAGCAGCAAGUUUUGAGUCCUGAGAAGAACCCUUCCUCCCCCUCCUCAUAAGCUGUAACAGUUUCUGGUGCCUUGGGAGUUGAACAUGGUCUCCCUGAAACAGCUCUGAGUGCCACUCCCACACGAGUGGCCCUAAAGUGGCCAUGGACAGAGGCUACUUUUUCUACCAAGGAUAAGAGACUGGCCUAAGCUGGCUUUCCCCAUUUCCCCACUAGCUGGGAUUCCCUGCUCUCUCUCCCCCACCCCCCAACUCUCUUUCGGGGGGGGGGGGGCUCCUACAUAUUCAAUCUGGGGGCUAUUGAGUGCAGCCUGGACACACCUCAGCCGUCUGUAGGGAGACCCUGUUGAGGGCUUGUAUUGAGACCCCUGGGCCUGUGUGGCUGCCCCUGAGCUGUGAGUGGCUGCUGCUCCAUGAUUCCUACACGUUUCAACAACCCUAUGCUGCCCUUAGUGUCAGCGCCAGGCUCAGUUUCUUCUCAUUGCACCUCUCAUCCAGCGUGUUGGAAACAGAAGGACUAAGAGUUUGUAUCUGGACGGAUGUCACCAUCAGAACACUGCCCCACUUCCAUUGGGUGACUUUUCCUUCAGACCAUAAAGAAUCGCCUAUAGAUGCCACAUAGGGAGGGCGCUGACAGGCUGGAGAGGAUUUGCUACAAGUCCAGCUCAUUGGGCAGUGAGGUCGCUGGGGUCUGCAGAUGGGAGCCAUGGAGUGUCCGCCUUCCGCCUCCGCUGGUCUCCAGCCCACAGCUGCCUGAAGUCCUCAUCCACAGCCCCUCUGCGUCACAGUCACUUUUACACACCCUGGGUGUAGAGGUAUAUAAAGGAGGGUUACAGAUAAAUAUAGACUGUAUCCCGAGAAAUUUAUUUUAAAACGAUUCUGAAUACAAAUAAUUUUCCAUUUAUUAAAGAUGAAAGCUAGUUUGCGUA
Molecule: messenger RNA, 1632 nt
Organism: Grammomys surdaster
Lineage: Eukaryota; Metazoa; Chordata; Mammalia; Rodentia; Muridae
Gene: Chlsn
Product: chromosome unknown C7orf50 homolog
Exons: 5
Coding region: 59-646 (195 amino acids)
Source: RefSeq, a predicted model, not a curated record